AUGUCAUCACACGGCUCUAGUCAGCAUGUGUCAAGGUUGACCGGAACUGCCAGCAGAGACGAGGAGGAAUCUGACCUAUGGUCAUUCCUCAACCGUAAAAGUGAGGGUCGCACCCAUAUUGCGAAAAGUAAUCCACAGACUGACUUGUGGAAAGAGCUACAGGCUGAGGAUGAUGUUUCCCGCACCCACUUUUACAGCCUUGCGAAGAAGUACCUCCGUAUUGAAAAUUCUGUAUCGGCACUCUACCGCCGCGACUGCGGCGCCUCAGGUAGUGCACUUGGUUGGGAGGAAAGAGUGAGAGUUGAUCGUAGAUGGGCUCCUGACGAUCAACGAAAAGGAAAGAAGUCACGCUAUAAGCCCAAAAAGUCCUAUACCCUAGUUUCUCGUCGCGAUUGCGACAGGAAUCAAUAUACGCCUUUGAAUGCGUUUGUAUCGGCUGUUCUUGACAAAUUAGAAGUGGCAAGCCUGCUCGGAGAACCUGAGCCCAUGAAAAAUCCUCCAUCGGCCAGGAAUAGUAAAAAAUAUUGUCGCUAUCAUCGGGAUAAUAGGCACCAUACCGAUAAGUGCCGAGCUCUCAAGCAGGCGAUUGAAGACCUCAUUAAGCAGGGACACUUUAAGGAAUAUAUUGAUGACUUCGCUCCCUCGCAAGAGAAAAAUCAAGGGGAACCAAGUAAGAAGCAUUGUGAUUGCAAAAGGGUGUGCACCCUCAAUUUAAUCUUUAGGGGACCGCACUUCACAAGGAACUCGCGAGGUGACCAGGAAAGGUAUGCUCGUGCAGCCCAUCACGACACCAUCAGAAUGAUGAGCACGAUGCAGCAGCCACAAAAGGUUCGCAAAGAGGAGGAAAUUACCUUCCCCGAAAAGGAUGCAGCUUGA
Pistacia vera is the source of this 876-nucleotide messenger RNA. RefSeq lists its product as uncharacterized. The record is from RefSeq and is a predicted model, not a curated record. NCBI's taxonomy places the organism in Eukaryota, Viridiplantae, Streptophyta, Magnoliopsida, Sapindales, Anacardiaceae. Bases 1 to 876 code for a protein of 291 amino acids. The transcript has 2 exons.